This is a messenger RNA of Tricharina praecox, 770 nucleotides long. RefSeq lists its product as uncharacterized. NCBI's taxonomy places the organism in Eukaryota, Fungi, Ascomycota, Pezizomycetes, Pezizales, Pyronemataceae. The coding region runs from base 261 to 731 and encodes 156 amino acids. The transcript has 2 exons. The record is from RefSeq and is a predicted model, not a curated record.
UGAUCUCUGCUUUGCACCGGUUCCGUUCGCUGCUAUGCUAUGGCAUAUGCUUCCUGCCUCCGCAUUGCUUCGGCAUCGUUCAUGCACAUUGCAAACCACAUAUUCGAGAUAUUUGAGAUGGUGAUCGGCACUUGUGCGUCCGGCCGUCGGUUUGGCCAGAGCUCGAGGGUAUACAUGCUCUAUGUCGAGGCCUUUACUCGCACACAUACAUACUUCAUACUAUACAUCUUAGGUGCUCAGGUACCUAUAUCAUCCCCCUUAUGUUUCUCGUGCUUGCUUGCUUGUUUGCUUUCUUUCUUUCUUUCUUUCUUUCUUUCUUUCUUUCUUUCUUUCUUUCUUUCUUUCUUUCAUUCUCGCCAUACCUUUCUUUCUAUCUCAUAUCACGUACAUAUCGAGCAGAACGAACGAACCGGACCCUUCAGGCAUCUGCGAGCCGAACCAAGUCCCUAAACCGUGCAUGCAUGGCGCAGGAUGGAGAAAAGCCGCAUUCGUCCGAAUGCUGCAUGCCAGGCCAGGCGUCUGAUUGCGAAUAUUCCCACUAUCGUGUCGUGUCAUGUGGAAACAUGAAUAUAUCCCUCAGGAGACGAACGGAAGGAUGGAGGGAGGGAGGGGAGGUGCGAGGGAGGGGAGGUGCGAGGGAGGGGAGGUGCGAGGGAGGAAGGAUCGGGGUUCGUAGCCAGCCCUGGACGGUCGUGGGAGACAGCACUUACAGCCAGAGAUAUCUGCUCUAACUAGCGGCUGUUACCCCUCAUCCACCGUCAAUGGAUCCA